Messenger RNA from Tetranychus urticae (two-spotted spider mite), 1411 nucleotides. RefSeq names its product ubiquitin thioesterase OTUB1. Gene Ontology annotation, biological process: protein K48-linked deubiquitination. Gene Ontology annotation, molecular function: cysteine-type deubiquitinase activity; ubiquitin binding. NCBI's taxonomy places the organism in Eukaryota, Metazoa, Arthropoda, Arachnida, Trombidiformes, Tetranychidae. Gene Ontology annotation, cellular component: nucleus. The record is from RefSeq and is a predicted model, not a curated record.
UCUGCAAGGAUCUACUCCAUUUAUCGAGUAGGAUCAGUAAUCAGUAAUAUGGUGAAAUGCAUUAAUUAUGCUGCAGAUUUACACAUUUUCAAUUGAUUAUUGUACAAGUUGAAUGGUAAAUCGUUAAGUGAUUAAUUUGAAUUAAAUUUGAACCAUAAAGAUCUUAAUUUUUCGCUUCCUCUUGCAAUUUUUUUCUCUGCUUUUGUCUUUUAUUUUUGUCCUUUUAGUUGUCACUUGUUUUGAUACGCUCUACCAUCAUAAUCAUUAUCACCAUCAUCACCUCAUCUUAACUCUUUAUUCAUCAAUCUUUUUGUUUAUCAGAUUUUCGCUUAAUAUCUGAUUUUGGUUGUGUGUCAAUAAUUAUACCAUGGAAGGCCCAUCUAAUGCUGAAAGCUCUAGCAAGGAUCCUGUUAAAGAUGGUUGGAAUCCUGAUAUAAAUCAAGAUGAGGCUAUCAUUGCACAACAAAGACAGAUCGAAAAGGACAUUGCCGACAGUAUAAAACUCGUUGGGGAUAAAAUGGACCUUUCAUUUUUAUUGAGUGAAUAUCCAGAUGAAGAUGAUGUCUACAAAAAUAAAAUAAAGUCUCUCUUGAAGAAGUAUCACCUAUUACGGAGAACACGACCUGAUGGAAACUGUUUUUUCCGUGGAUUCACCUUCGCAUACUUUGAAUAUCUGAUAACAGAUGCUCAAGAGUUAGAUAGGUUCAUUGAUGUCUCUAAUAAAAUCAAAGAUGAUUUAAUUGCAUUAGGUUUUCCUUCAUUCACUAUUGAAGACAUUCAUGAAAACUUUAUGAAUGCCUUGAAUUCGUUAAAAACAAAAGAGGUUUCAAAUGAAGAACAGCUACUUAACCUCUUCAACGAGCAAGGAACUUCUGAUUAUUUGGUAGUUUUCAUGCGACUUCUAACUUCAGGCUAUUUGCAAAAAAAUCAAGAAUUUUAUUCAAGCUUUCUUGACAGUGGAUUAACCAUGAAAAAUUUUUGCAGCCAUGAGGUGGAACCAUUAAAUAAAGAAAGUGACCACAUUCACAUUAUUGCAUUGACUUCAGCAAUUGGGGUUGGUGUUUGUAUUAAUUACCUGGAUCGUGCUCAAGGUGACCAAGUGACAGUUCAUUAUUUCCCAGAUAAUUGUGAUCCUAAAAUAUACCUUCUUUAUCGUCCUGGACAUUAUGAUAUACUUUAUCUCCGGAAAGACGACGUUUGAAAAUAAUCAUCCAGUUGUCAAAUAAUACACUGAAUCGAUCGCCGGUUUAUGUUGAAUACACAUUUAAUAUCUCUUUGUCUUAUAUAGCUUUAAUGAUCCGAAUAAAGUUGCAAGACCAGCAUCAUAAUCAAUUAAUAAAUAUUCCUUUUAAUUAACAAUACUGUACACAAAUCAAAGGGGAAUUAAACCAAGUCAAAUAUUUUCAGUUAA